UAUUCCAUUUCAAACUCCCUGUCGUGAUGCACCUUUCUUAUGCCACCACCGCCUCCUCCUCCUCCUUCCUCAUCCUCCUCCAGCUUGUCCAUGGAGAGAAAGAAGUCGAGAAGCAGAGGAAGCGUAGACGACUUGGCUCUAGCCAAAGCGGCUGCAUGGGCGUGGUACGAACGCGGGUCGGCGUCGGAAGGGAAGCCGAUUCGCGAGCACGACGUCACCAGGACCCCCCGAGCCCCGAGGCCGUCGCGGUACAGGCAAGAAGCCGUUAAGUUAGCUCAACUUGCCAAGGUUCAAGAUGACAAAGAGAGGGAGAAGGAGAAAGAGAAAGAGAAUUCUCUUAUGGAUCCAUACGAAGUGCACGUGAUUUCGAGGCAAAUAGAUCGAUUCACAGAGUCCGGUCGAUUCUACGACAACAACUACGCCGGUUCCGCCAAGGUCGGGCUUCAUCACGAUCACUGGAAAUGCGACACGACGUCGCCGGAGAGUGAGAGAAGCGGCGGCAGGAAGAAGCGGAAGGAGAAGAAGAGUUCAGGGUUUUGGCAGAGGCAUGGAGUGAUGUGCCCGACAAGAGAAGAUGUGGUGGAGGCAUCAGUUUUGAGGGAGGCCAGGUCAAGGCGCAACAAGCACGUACCAGUAGUCAGAUGAGAUGUCCUCAAUGUGAUCCACACUGGCGAGUUCGGCCAUCAUCUCUCUUUCCCACCAC
This is a messenger RNA of Rhodamnia argentea, 703 nucleotides long. RefSeq lists its product as uncharacterized. The transcript is spliced from 2 exons. The coding region runs from base 40 to 645 and encodes 201 amino acids. Lineage: Eukaryota; Viridiplantae; Streptophyta; Magnoliopsida; Myrtales; Myrtaceae. The record is from RefSeq and is a predicted model, not a curated record.